Cynocephalus volans (Philippine flying lemur) is the source of this 2400-nucleotide messenger RNA. RefSeq names its product zinc finger protein 420-like. The coding region runs from base 17 to 2302 and encodes 761 amino acids. The transcript has 7 exons. Gene Ontology annotation, biological process: regulation of DNA-templated transcription. NCBI's taxonomy places the organism in Eukaryota, Metazoa, Chordata, Mammalia, Dermoptera, Cynocephalidae. The record is from RefSeq and is a predicted model, not a curated record.
GAAGUUGAGGAGUCCGAUGCUCAGAAUAUCUGCCCCUUCUGAAGAACAGCAGAAAAUGACCACAUCUCAGGGAUUUGUGUCAUUCAAGGAUGUGACUGUGGACUUCACUUGGGAGGAGUGGCAGCAGCUGGACUCCGCACAAAGAAACCUAUACAGGGAUGUGAUGCUGGAGAAUUAUAGCAACCUUGUUUCAGUGGGUUAUCAGUCUCUGAAGUCAGAUGUAAUCUUCUUGUUGAAGCAAGCAAAACCAUGGAUGGAAGAGGAAAGAAUCUCAAGUUGGGCCUAUGCAGACUUUGAAAUUAGACCCGAAAUUAAAGAAUUAACUUCAAAAAAGAGCAUUUCUGAAGAAGUGAUACUCCAUAACAUGAUAGUAUACUCAAUUUUUGAAGACUGGAAACUUGAAGAUGAGCUAAAUCACCAGGAAAACCAAGACAAGCUUUUGAACCGAGUUGCAUUCGAUAACAGUAAGUUGCUGACUGAGGAGAUAGACCAUGAGUGUAAUGCACUGGGGAAGGUAGUUCCUCUGAACAGAACAUCUAGUGAACACAUGAGAACCUUUAUGCAGAAGUCACACCUCUUUGUACAACCAAAAAUUACCAGCAAGAAACCAUAUAAAUGUAUGCAGUGUGGGAAAGCCUUCAGUGGAAAGUCAGGACUCAUUGUACAUCAAAGAAUUCAUACUGGGGAGAAACCAUACAAAUGUAAUGAAUGUGAAAAAGCCUUUAUUCAGAAGUCACAACUCACUGUACAUCAGAGAACUCAUACAGGAGAGAAACCCUAUGAAUGUAAUGAAUGUGGGAAAGCAUUCAUUCAGAAGUCAAACUUCAUUAUUCAUCAGAGGAUUCACACAGGGGAAAAACCCUAUGAAUGCAAUGAAUGUGGGAAAUCUUUCAUUAAGAAGUCAACACUUAGUGUGCAUCAAAGAGCUCAUUCUGGAGAGAAACCAUAUGAAUGCAAUGAGUGUGGAAAAGGCUUCAUCUGGCGUUCUCAGCUUGUUGUACAUCAGAGAAUUCAUACUGGGGAGAAACCCCAUGUGUGUAAUGAGUGUGGAAAAGCCUUCAACAGGAAGGCAGAACUAAUUGUACAUCAGAGAAUACAUUCCGGAGAAAAACCCUAUAAAUGCAGUGAUUGUAGAAAAGCCUUCAGCAAGAAAUCUACUCUCAUUGUUCAUCAGAGAAUUCAUACAGGAAAGAAAUCUUAUCAGUGUACUGAAUGUGGGAAAGUCUACACUUGUAUUGUAUCCCUUACCCAGCAUCAGAAAACACAUAUUGGAGAAAAACCUUAUGAAUGUAAAAUAUGUGGUAAAUCCUUCAGCCGGAACACUAAUCUUAUUCAACAUCAAAGAGUACAUACUGGAGAGAAACCUUAUGAAUGUAGUGAAUGUGGUAAAACUUUUAGUCAGAGCACUAAUCUCAUUCAACAUCAGAGAGUCCAUACAGGGGAGAAACCUUAUGAGUGUAAUGAAUGUGAAAAAGCCUUUAGUCAUAGGUCAUCCCUUAGAAAUCAUGAGAGAAUUCAUACUGGAGAAAAACCCUAUCCUUGUAAUGAAUGUGGAAGAGCUUUUAGCCAUAUUUCAGCCCUUACACAACAUCAUAGAAUUCAUACCGGAAAGAAACCAUAUGAAUGUAUUGAAUGUGGGAAAACCUUCAGCCGCAGCACACAUCUUAUUGAACAUCAAGGAAUUCAUUCUGGAGAGAAAUCCUACCAGUGUAAAGAAUGUCGGAAAAUUUUUUGCCACAGCACAUCACUAAUCCGGCAUCAGAGAACUCACACAGGAGAGAAACCUUAUGAAUGUAAUGAAUGUGGGAAAGCAUUCAGCCAUACCCCAGCCUUUAUUCAACAUCAGAGAAUUCAUACUGGAGAGAAACCCUAUGAGUGUAAUGAAUGUGGAAAGGCCUUCAAUCGGAGCGCACACCUUACUGAACACCAGAGAAUUCAUACUGGGGAGAAACCCUAUGUUUGCAAAGAAUGUGGAAAAACCUUCAGCCGAAGUACACAUCUUACUGAACACUUAAAAAUUCAUAGUGGUGAGAAACCCUAUCGAUGUAAUGAAUGUCAGAAACUAUUUUGCUAUAGAGCAUCACUAAUACGACAUCAGAGGACUCAUACAGGAGAGAAACCCUACCAAUGUAAUGAAUGUGGGAAAUCUUUCAGCUUAAGCUCAACCCUUACUAAACAUAAGCAAACACAUACGGGAAAGAAACCAUAUCAGUGUAAUAAAUGUGGAGAUGUUUUUUGUCAUAGUACAUCUUUAAUUAGACAUCUGAGAACUCAUUUCAGAAAUGAAAUCCUAACAGAGUAAUGAGUGUGGUAAAGCCUGCAGCCAUAGGUUAUCACUUACACCUGAGCACUCACAGUGGCAAGAAACUCUAGAAUUGUUAUGCAAGAAAAAUUUAGGGC